AUGUGCGACUAUUCGAGCGAGCUGUGCGACGCACUGAACGACUGGGCACUCGCAAAGCCCUGCAGCCUUCGGAGGUCCGAGGAGAAAGCCAGACAGCCGGAGCGCGUUGUCUCCCGGGACGGCGGCGCCGGCAAGCGUAUGUGCGGCUUAGACAAGUCCGCCGUUAUGAAUGCCGGAGACGUGCGGUCGCUCUCGAUCAGGUUUAGGAAGAACUAUCACGAUUUGGGGAGUCCUCUCGACACGCUUCUUCACCAUGUUCUCCGGCACUUCGGAGCAAGAUACAAGAUCAUGGCCUACGAGCGGACUAUUAAGCAGAAGACCUCAGAGGACAAGGCCACCCCUUCCGAGAUCGUUCCAAAGAGGCCACAAUUCACACCCGCACGGUACGAGGAUACAGAGAAGCCGUGGUGGUACAGGGAUGACCGCCCCCCGCUUAGUCCUCGAGCCGGGCCCCGCCCACCGAACGAGGAGACGAAGAAGCUCGCGGCGGAUCUGGACGGGCAUCGCAAGGUGCUGGGGGUUUUCGGGAGCAUACUGUACAUGAUGGACAACCAUCCAGCGGAAUGGUACGACAUUCAGGCCGUCCAGGACCAGCUCCGCGACUACUAG
Trametes versicolor FP-101664 SS1 is the source of this 609-nucleotide messenger RNA. RefSeq lists its product as uncharacterized. The coding region runs from base 1 to 609 and encodes 202 amino acids. The transcript has 2 exons. The record is from RefSeq and is a predicted model, not a curated record. Lineage: Eukaryota; Fungi; Basidiomycota; Agaricomycetes; Polyporales; Polyporaceae.